Messenger RNA from Seminavis robusta, 981 nucleotides. The record is from the annotation of a GenBank genome assembly. Lineage: Eukaryota; Bacillariophyta; Bacillariophyceae; Naviculales; Naviculaceae.
AUGAGUGCGGCACUCGGCUCCUUUCUGGGAGACCUCCUGGAGGCUUCCUCUUGCACUACUGUUGUUUUCGUGCAAGACAACUGUCCUUCACUGAAAACUCCUGGGCUGGACGACAUGCCCUCUUGUUCGUCAUCUAUCUCGGAAAUCUCUCGGUGGGACAGCUCCAGCUCGGGCAUGUGCUGCAGCGGCACCGCCAACACGAUUUCCACGACGGGGAGUGAUUGCGGGGAUGCGCCCAAGUGUGAAAUCAAGCGAAAGGUGCUCCAACCUCCUCGUAGGCAGGUGAGCUUUGACGACGAUGUGAAUAUGUCUGACGAGAGUAGUUGUCUCGACAUGUCAGCAUCAUUGGAUCGCCCUUCGGAAGCUACCGAAACAAGUACCAGUAGUCCAGUUUCUCGAAGCAAUAGCAACAUCAGCGUGUUGCCUUCCUACGAAUCGCCUUCUGCCAAUAGACCCCCGCGGCCGCCCACACGGCGAACGAGUUCUCGUCUGAAGAGCGUCAUGCUCAGUGCUCUGCAAACCAACCUGGAUCGGCUACACCCACAAGAGGCUCCAGUGUCAUCACUUUGGCGCAGUCUCUCUUCUUUGAACACAAGUGUAUCCAGCCUGACUGAUACGGACCAGUAUGUGCAGAGGAUAUCAGCGUCGGCAUCGUCGUCGCCCGUUUCGGCUGGUUCUCGGCAAACAUUACGAAGUGAUUUCAUCGACUUGAAGAAUGGCAUCAUGAGCACCGCAGAUAUCACCUCCGGAGUCAAAACGCAGCCGUCUCCAGUACUCGCGCCUCCUCCUCCUCGCAAACCACAGAGACAAGGCACCCCGGAAAACAUGGAAAAGAAAACACUGGGGCUACCUUCCUCCUUGGCAACCACCACCGCCAAGUCGAGCGAGAAUAAUGGGGAUAGCCUCCGUGAUUUGAUUCGGUUGAGGAGAGUGGGCGCAAGGCAAGCGCGGCCAGACAACGGGACUUGUCUGGAAUCAUAA